Phragmites australis (common reed) is the source of this 2486-nucleotide messenger RNA. Its product is annotated as polyadenylate-binding protein-interacting protein 4-like. Bases 323 to 2107 code for a protein of 594 amino acids. Gene Ontology annotation, biological process: cytoplasmic stress granule assembly. Gene Ontology annotation, cellular component: cytoplasmic stress granule. The transcript is spliced from 15 exons. The record is from RefSeq and is a predicted model, not a curated record. Gene Ontology annotation, molecular function: RNA binding. NCBI's taxonomy places the organism in Eukaryota, Viridiplantae, Streptophyta, Magnoliopsida, Poales, Poaceae.
CGCUGGGCCCAAACGGGUAAAACAACGCCUCACACCACCGCAUAGGCUCAUUGGCGUCCCGUUUCUUCGGCCUUUCUUCCUUCCGACUGCUGUGGCGGCGACCCAACCCCGAGUCCCCGACCCGACCCACCCGCGGCCGCCGCCUCCCGCGCCGUCGCCGUCCAGGGCUAGGGUUCCGGUGGCCACGACCCCCUCCUCGCCCCCGCGCCGACGCCUCGGGUUCACGCUUCUGCGCGCUACCGGAGCCUUCGCGCCCUCGGCUCCUCUGCCCCCGGCGGCAAUCCGGCCAACCCCGGAACCCUAGGGUUUCGCCGCAGCAGGAAUGAUGAGUCAUCAACAGCAAAUGGCGCCUUCUCGUGCUUCUGUGAAUGGAUUCCCCCAUCGGAAGCUGGACAGGGAGGGUAGUGGAAGGCAUGAAAGUAAAAUACAUUUGGUUAACUCAUCAUAUGGUGGUUUUAGCAGUGCAGAAAAUGGUGGCAAACUGGGUCACGCAAGUCAUUCAAGGGAUCGAUUAAUCUAUGUUCUAACACAACUUAUUGGACAUCCUGUGGAUGUGCAUGUCAAAAAUGGGUCUGUUUUCUCUGGAAUCUUCCAUGCAACAAACUCUGACAAAGACUUUGGCGUAGUCUUGAAAAUGGCUCAGGUAAUAAAAGAUAGUUCUGUCAAAGGACAAAGAUAUGCUGUUGAUGUUGUAAAGAAGCCUGAGACUAUGAUAAUUCCAGCAAGGGAGCUUGUCCAAAUUCUUGCCAAGGACGUAGCACUUGGUGGUGAUGAGCUGCCAAAAGGUCCUGGUCAUGAUAAAAGGAAAGACUUACUGAUUGAUUCUGCUAUUUCGUGCACUCAUUAUCCUGAAGAGAGAGAACUUGAGCGCUGGGCACCGGAUGAAGGAGAUUCAGAGUGCCUUGAACUGGAAAAAUAUGACAGGAAGGGGAACAGGAGCUGGGACCAGUUCGAAACAAAUGCAGCUUUGUUUGGGGUAAAGAGUACUUUCAAUGAAGAACUUUAUACCACAAAGCUUGAGAGAGGUCCUCAUAUGAGAGAGCUUGAAAGGCAUGCUUCAAGAAUAGCUAGAGAAAUAGAGGGAGAAGAUACCAAAGAUAUUCAUCUUGCUGAGGAAAGAGGCUUAUAUUUGGGUGAUGACUUGGACCAUGAUGAAGAGAUAAAGUAUUCAGCAGUGUGUAGGGACACUGAUAACAGCAAAUAUAAGUCAGUUGCAAAUGUACCAAGCAGUACACAUCAUGUCAAUUCACUUACCAAUUCAGCCAACAUUGACCCUAAUGAUUCACUGGCAUGUUCAUCAACAAUGGAUGAAGAAUCAUCUUCCUAUAUAUUUGUUGAUGCUGUACCAUCGGCCACUAUACAAACCAAUGAUGUUAGCCAGGAAACAUCUGAUUACGAGUCAAAUAAGCCCUUGUCCAUUGAUAAAAGCAGGUUGGACAAGAAGCUGAACAAAGAUAGUAAUGAUGACAAGGACAACAGGAAUUUGCAACCUGAGAAUACUUUAUCUGGAGUUAGACCACUGAUUUCUGAAGAUUUGGAUGAGGCACCUUCAUCUUCUGGCCAAGGAUUCAUAUCCUCAGUUGUAACAUCUGAUUUGACAGUAUCUGGCAAACAUCCAUCUGCGUUGGAACCUGUGAAUUCCUCUCAAAGACCUGGUAAUUCUACAUCGUCAACAUCAGAGCGCAUUGUUGCAAACUCAGUUGCGAGUGCUCCUGGCUUGUCCCCAAGCUCUUCAAUGGGAUCUCUUACCUCAGAAAAAUCAACUUUGAACCCAAAUGCUAAGGAAUUCAAGCUGAACCCUAAUGCGAAGAGUUUCACUCCAUCAGUAUCUCUGAGGCCACCACAUUCUCCAGCAUCUGAUGGAUCAUACUACUAUCCUAAUAACAUGCCAACUGCACCUCUUGGACCUGGUUUACCAGUGGGCAUGGGGUUCCCGCCAGCCUAUGGUGGUCAGCCUAUCAUGUAUAAUGCUCAACCUGGAACUUCGCCCCAGGGUUACAUGCAUCCUGCUGGGUCACAGUAUGGGCAGCAGAUGAUGAUUGGGCAGACUCGCCCUGUUUAUUAUUAUGCACCAGAGAUGCAACAAUACAGAGGAAGAAACUUCUAGAUAUACUAUUGUGAACUGCUGCUGGAUGAAAGUCGCAACAAUCCCCCAUUGGUGGGAUUAUAACCAGGCCAAAUCACCAUUAGAACGGAAAGACAACUGGCAAUAAUCUCUACAAACCUGUGUGUUGCUUGGACAAAGCUCAUCAUUGUUCUGCAAGGGUUCUAGUCCGAAGCAGGUUUACUGGAAUUUAUUACUAUUUUGUCACAUACUUGAUGUUGUAAAUUAAAUUGUGGGUCAUCUGUUCGACCCUGAAAUGAUAUUUAUAAAUGUGUGGGAUUGCCCCUUUGUAAUUUUAUGUUUUUCUUCAGCUUGCUCUGAUGUAAGAUUUAAAUGAAAUCAUUAGAGUUUGAAAUAGAUUAAUUGCUGACCUUUUACCGCU